ACGUUGCUUCUCUGGUGAUUUAAAGGUGACAUGACAAGCCUCUCGUCCCUCAAAUCCCAGCUAGUUUCUGACAGCGUUUCACAGCUGUGACGGGAGUUUCUGCUGUCGGGUGCCUGACUGUUCGGUGGAUUGAAGCCAGGAUUUACAACAGAAGAGGGGAUCAAGGGCAGGAGCGGGAACAAAAGUCUCCUCAUCCCCCCUCUGACCCGCAGAUCCGAACAGGAACUUUUGCUGGGAAGCUCUUUCCCGAGAGCAUGGAUGGAUUUAUGACUAUGUGCUGAGGAUAUUGGAUGAACAAUUGACGGCACGUUUCUUUAACGUUCUCUCCACCGUAUCUCACAGCCGGUGCUCCUGCCAUGUCCUGGCUCCUGUGUCUGUGGAUAAGUGUUAGCUGCUUACUGCUGUGCCACGCCACUUUGUACGAGACCAUCCAGCAGCAUCAUGUGACCUACCCGGGCCGCAACGCCAUACAGAUUCUGGAGGGAGGAACAUGUGAGGUCAUCGCAGCACACCGAUGUUGCAACAAGAACCGCAUUGAGGAGCGUUCCCAGACGGUCAAGUGCUCAUGUUUACCGGGAAAAGUGGCCGGCACAACACGGAACAAACCCUCCUGUGUAGACGCCUCCAUCGUGAUUGGGAAGUGGUGGUGUGAGAUGGAGCCGUGUCUGGAGGGAGAGGAGUGUAAGACACUACCAGACAACUCUGGCUGGAUGUGUUCCUCUGGGAACAAGAUCAAGACCACGAGGAACACCCAGCCAUAUUCAACUUUUUAGCUCUGAGGGCCACCAAAGCUGGCUCGCCAGAAGCUCAGUGGCAUCCUUCUCCUCAUCAAGAUUCAUCCCCGGACCUAACAAAGAGCUCUUUCACAGGCAGUGAAUGUGGAUUCUUUCUGUCAGAAUGGACGAAACCAUUCAUUCAAAGGUGUGUUUGACUGGAUUACCUGUGACUGAACAAUAAAGAAGGACAUUCUUGGGGAUAAAGAUGAGAUUUGCUCAUUCAGUUCCAAGGAAUAUGACAAAUAGAAAUAAAGCAGGCUAAUCUGUGUUUUUGAUCAAUGAGCCCAACGCUGCAGACUCGACCGUGUCCAAUUCUCUUGAUUUUCUGCGUUUCUCCUGACCAUCUUCCUCUGGUUCUAAACUCCUACAGCUUAGGGGAGCCUAUUUGAAGACUUUGCCUCCCUAGGUAAACUGGACAAUCCUGAUUUAAGCUGUGAAUGACUGUAUGAAGGCUCAUGACGGAUAAGCACUGGUCUGUGAAAAUGAGGUGGAAAUCAAUAGGAGAUUUUUUUUUCCAUUCCAGCAUCAGUUUGUCGUUCCACGUCCACGCCGGCUUUGGUAACAGACUAGGAGCUCGUGAAGCCCUGCUAUUUCCCUUUCACUUCUGAGUUUACCGCUCACCGCUAGUGUCCCACAUGCUGUCCGUUUGGAAUUCCCCCAAGUCAAAGGUCACCUCACUGUCUACUUGGGCCAGAUAUAUUUUUAUUUGUCAGCAUGCUCAAUGUAUUUUGUGGGAGCUUUGUAUUGAAAGUAACUGUAUAUAUUUCUGUAUAUAUACAUAUAGAUACAUAUUAAAAGACAUCAUAUGAAGAUCUA
This is a messenger RNA of Sinocyclocheilus rhinocerous, 1592 nucleotides long. RefSeq names its product protein FAM19A1-like. NCBI's taxonomy places the organism in Eukaryota, Metazoa, Chordata, Actinopteri, Cypriniformes, Cyprinidae. Gene Ontology annotation, biological process: neuroblast differentiation; regulation of neuroblast proliferation. The record is from RefSeq and is a predicted model, not a curated record. Gene Ontology annotation, molecular function: receptor ligand activity. Bases 357 to 773 code for a protein of 138 amino acids. The transcript is spliced from 6 exons.